AUUAUAGUUAAUGAAAGAUGAUGAAUUAACUAAUUUAAAUGUUGGUGUUUUCUUUGAUGCACCAGGAUGGAAUCACCCUGAUGUUUUUGCUUUACAUUAUUUCUAAAGACUUAUUGGUGAUUAUAGAGCUGAUAAACAUACUGGAUUCCAUUUGAAUGCUCCAAGUAGAUAAUAUAAUACUAUGCAUUCUAUUCUUGGUGGAUUACCUGAUGUUACAUAUUAAAGAUGCGUUUAUUAUGCAUAUUCAGAUACUGGUCUAUUUGGAAACUAUUUGAUUGGUAAUGAAGUCUUUGCUACUUAAAUGGCAUAUGUCAGUCAAAUGGUUUUAUCUGAUUAUGCUUCAUCUGUUGGAUAAGUUGAAGUAUUUAGAGCUAGAGCCAAAGUUUUUAAUGAAUUAUUAAGUUAAGAAAGUUCAGCCAAAUAAUCAAGAGAAAUUGCUUAAUAAGUUUUGUAUCUUUUACUCAUAAAAAUUUAGCUAUUGGGGAAGAAGAGUACCAAGAAGUGAAUUUGCUAGAAGAAUAUCUGCUCUUGAUGCUGGUCAUUUAACUAGAGUUGCUACUAGACAUUUCUGGGAUAAAGUAUAUAUAGUUAAUAAUUUAAUAGGAUAUCUCUGUUGUUGUAUGGGGACCUACUCACUUAUUAGAUGCUGUUGCUCAUUAUAAUAGAUCAUGGAAGAGAAGCACUUUAGGUGGAUAUGCUUAACCAUACUAUGAGGGUUGAUUCAUU
Paramecium sonneborni is the source of this 726-nucleotide messenger RNA. The record is from the annotation of a GenBank genome assembly. Lineage: Eukaryota; Ciliophora; Oligohymenophorea; Peniculida; Parameciidae.